Molecule: messenger RNA, 1833 nt
Organism: Chelmon rostratus (copperband butterflyfish)
Lineage: Eukaryota; Metazoa; Chordata; Actinopteri; Chaetodontiformes; Chaetodontidae
Exons: 9
Coding region: 1-1815 (604 amino acids)
Source: RefSeq, a predicted model, not a curated record
AUGCUCGAUGUGUUAAUAAUAGGGGGCGGCCCACAUGCCCUGACCCUGGCUAGCUUGCUAUCGAACCCUGACCCUGAUCCAAACUCAGACCCUGGAUGUGACUUACCCCCCUCCCCCGCCUGCCCGGACCCUCCGAGGCCGCAGCCAGACCCGGAAACAUCGGACAACAAACGCUGCAGCGGCAAGAAGAGGAGGAGGACGACAGCUGUCGCUGCAGGCGUGAUGCUGGAGGAGCAACUAGCAAAGUCAACCAUAUCAGAGAGGGUCGUUUGCCCCCCGCUGAGUCUCCGAGUGGUAGAUUCCUACGGAGAGUGGACCUCGCUGUGGGAGAGCCAGUUCACAGCUCUCAACAUCCCUCAUCUGCGCUCACACACACUGGUGCACACGGAUCCCCUCAACAAGAAAGCACUGCAGGAGUUUGUUUUAGCAUAUAACCGUUCGGCGGAGCUUCACAGUCUUCCAGACCAGGUUUACAUUCUGGAUGAAAAUGCGUUUUUCAAUGACAUGAGGCUCGGCAAGAAGGAGAGGAAACGUCUAAACAUCACGGCAACACUGAAGAAGAGUUUAUCCUUCAGUCUGCCGGGAACCAAACUGAGUGUGGAUUUCUUUAAAGAUCAGGUGAAGAGAUACAACUUGGACAAAGUGCUGGUAAAGGGAACAGUGGAGCACAUCAGCCCCGUGAUUGAACACACUGGAGAGAUGGAAGAAGAGAAGGACCGGACAAACGACAGAGACGGUGAAGCCACGAGAGCGACUGAAAGGAAGCGAGAUGGAUCGAGGAAGAGAGUGAAAUAUUUUCAAGUCCAACUUCAAGAAGGCGUCGUCCUAAAAGCCCGCCUGGUCGUGAUGGCAACAGGUCCAACCCGUGCCCAGAUGGCAAACAUCCCUUCAUGGGUGAAGAGCAUUGGAGAGAGCUACCCGGAGGAGCGUUUGCAACACACAGUGCACCUCAUGCACCACCUGCCGACUGCUCGGCAAAAGCUUCAAGACGCAGAUUAUCCGAGACAGAAAGAGACUUUCCCCAAACAAGUGUGUGAGGCAGGGCAGAGGGUAAUGGUAGUUGGUGGAGGUCUGACCAGCGCUCAUGUCGUCUCAAUUGCCCUGCAGCAGGGCGCCGGCCAUGUGACAUGGGUGAUGAGGAAGCACCUGCAGUUAAAACAGUUUGACGUGGGCGACGUGGAGAGCCUGGUGGGUCGUUACUCCCACGUGGAGCACGGCAUCAAGAUGGACGGCCAAGCCUACCUGCGACAGUUCUAUAAUGAACGGAGCCUCCACAAACGGCUGGCUAUGAUUCGCCAGGCGAGGAAAGGAGGGGCCGUCACCCCCGAGGCCUACAUCCACCUGCAGCCAUUCAUCCUGAGUGGACGGGUGGAUGUGAAGACAUACUGUCAGGUGAGUGAAGCCCGCUGGUGCUACAGGAGCCAGGCCUGGAGUCUUUCCCUCAGCACUGGGGACCACUGGACUGGAGAUAUGAUCUGGCUCGCCACUGGCUGCAAACUCGAUGCCAAACAAGACCCGUUACUUUCAGAGGUGAUGAAGGAAUUCCCUGUUCAGGUGAUAGAUGGUUGGCCAUGCAUAUCAGAAAGCUUACAGUGGGCAGAAGGGUGCCCGCUCUACCUGAUGGGACAGUACACCGCUCUUCAGGUUGGACCUCAUGCUGUAAACCUGGCUGGCGGACAGGCUGCCAGCAUGCGAAUCGCCAAGGACAUCAUGCGCCGUCGGCAGCAGGACGAUGCAGAGGACUCCCAGCUGAGUGGGGAGAAAUCAAAACCUGAAGAGUAUAUUCAACAGAUGCAAGGCUUAUUAUGGCUAUGACGUUAGCAUUUAGCCUGA